Hibiscus syriacus is the source of this 778-nucleotide messenger RNA. Its product is annotated as zinc finger A20 and AN1 domain-containing stress-associated protein 5-like. Lineage: Eukaryota; Viridiplantae; Streptophyta; Magnoliopsida; Malvales; Malvaceae. Gene Ontology annotation, biological process: protein ubiquitination. Gene Ontology annotation, molecular function: zinc ion binding; ubiquitin-protein transferase activity; DNA binding. The record is from RefSeq and is a predicted model, not a curated record. The coding region runs from base 132 to 671 and encodes 179 amino acids. The transcript has a single exon.
GACCUGACCGACCUCUGUGGAUCCCUUCAAAUCCCCAUAAUUUCCUCUCUCCCUUCAAACCAUUCAACAAAUACUUCUCUUCUUCCUCCGUUUCAUCCUUGUUUUUGCUUCCAUCAACAACGCAGGGAGAUAUGGCUCAACGAACUGAAAAAGACGAGACCGAAUUCAAAGUCCCCAACGCCUUAACGUUAUGCGUUAACAACUGUGGGGUUACAGGCAACCCAGCCACCAACAACAUGUGCCAGACAUGUUUUUCCGCAGCCGCAUCCUCCUCUUCUACCACCGGUGAUGCGAGUGCUUCUGGAGUCUCGAGUCUCAAAUUCCCCGACGUUCAAUCCUCUAGAUCUACACCGUCCCGUUCACGGGAAAGCCGAUCCGGUUCUGCCCCGCUUUCAACAGCUGCAACAACAAAGACAACGAGGAAUCGUCCGAUGACGUCAUCAAAUAGAUCGGUAAACGAUCCCGCGGAGAAGAAGUCAGUUAACCGAUGUUCGGGUUGCAGAAAACGCGUCGGGUUGACCGGGUUCAGGUGUCGAUGCGGUGAGCUUUUCUGUUCGGAUCAUCGGUACUCGGAUCGACAUGAUUGUAGCUACGACUACAAGGCAGCGGGUCGCGAGGCCAUCGCUAGGGAUAAUCCCGUGGUUAAAGCAGCCAAGAUUAUCAGAGUUUGAGUUGGACCGAUUGGGUCUAAAUUCAAUUCAAUCAAUUAAAUAAAGUAUUGUUAACAAUUUUUCGACCUGAAACUUGAAGCAAGUAGUGGAGAUCUAUGCUCCAUCUC